AGUCACCUCAACGAUCUACACCUUGCAGAUCCCGACUUCGGCCAACCUAACAAAAUUGACAUACUCCUGGGAGUAGACGUCUACGCUGAUGUGCUGUUGCAAGGCCGGCGGAAUGGACCCCCUGGUACACCUACUGCCUUUGAAACUAAGUUUGGACGGGUACUCACUGGCAAAACAGACAAUCUCAAAGUCCCCUCAAAUGUUGCAGCUAUAACCAUGCAAUCACACUCUCUGGUGACGACAUUCUCCGCAAGUUCUGGGAAAUUGAAGAAUGCCCAAGAGAUGUCUCAAAUCACUCACCAGAAGAACGCUCUGUUGUUCAUCAUUUUGCUAAAACCCACAAGAAAAGAGAAGAUGGUAGAUUUGUCGUACCACUUCCAAAAAACCCUCGGACAAAACCUCUUGGAGAGUCAAGAUCAUCUGCUGUACACCGAUUCCUCUCUCUCUCUCUCGAGCGAUCUCUCCACUCAAAGGAUCAAUUUGAUGAAUUUGCUACUGUCAUGAACGAAUACAUGGAUCUCAAACACGCUGAAUGUGUACCAGAAGCAGACAUGCACAAACCCUCUCAAGAAACGUUCUAUUUGCCCAUGCAUGCUGUCCGAAAAGAAGAAAGUACGACAACAAAACUCAGAGUUGUAUUUGACGCCUCUGCCAAAUCGAGCAAUGGUAUCUCACUCAAUGACAGCCUGCUUGUCGGACCUACCAUUCACCCCCCUCUUAUUGAUGUUCUCCUUCGAUUCCGUACACAUCGAAUUGCUCUCACCACAGACGUUAGCAAAAUGUAUCGGGUUGUCGAACUAACCACUGCUGAUCGCGAUCUCCAUCGCUUUGUGCGGCGGAACAACCCUCUGCUUGACUACAGGAUAACUCGCAUCACCUUCGGAGUAUCUGCUUCCUCAUUUGCAGCUAACAUGGCUGUCAAGCAAAAUGCUAUCGACCACGCUAUGGAAUACCUACUUGCAGCCAAGAGCGUGGACACUUCAUUCUAUGUUGAUGAUGGACUCACAGGAGCUGAUACUGUUCAAGAAGCUAUUGAGCUUCAACGGCAACUCCAGGACUUAUUCUCUGCAGGAGGAUUUCUUCUAAGAAAGUGGAACUCUAGUGAUCUACGAGCUAUCCAGCACUUGCCAGCAAACCUCAAAGACCCCAAGUCUAUUCAAGAAAUGCCCUCGACGGAAGAAUACACAAAGACACUUGGAAUUCAAUGGAAUGCUCCCAAGGAUUGUUUCAAACUGUCUGUACCUUCUCCUACACCACUGGAAACUCUGACAAAACGUGGUCUUGUCUCAGAUGUUGCCAAGACUUUUGAUGCCCUAGGUUGGUUUUCUCCCUCUACUAUCAAGGCCAAGAUUCUCAUGCAGCAGCUAUGGGAGCUAAAGGUUGACUGGGAUGACUCUGUGCAUGCCUGA
Molecule: messenger RNA, 1409 nt
Organism: Halichondria panicea
Lineage: Eukaryota; Metazoa; Porifera; Demospongiae; Suberitida; Halichondriidae
Exons: 1
Coding region: 501-1409 (302 amino acids)
Source: RefSeq, a predicted model, not a curated record